This is a messenger RNA of Triplophysa dalaica, 1291 nucleotides long. RefSeq names its product Q-nucleotide N-glycosylase 1 (gene qng1). The record is from RefSeq and is a predicted model, not a curated record. The coding region runs from base 191 to 1210 and encodes 339 amino acids. Lineage: Eukaryota; Metazoa; Chordata; Actinopteri; Cypriniformes; Nemacheilidae. The transcript is spliced from 5 exons.
UGAAAGGAUUUUGUUCAGUAAAAUCUGCAGUACAAUACAAUCUAUUGUACUUUGUACCGGGAGUCAUCCAGGCACACACCUUCCUGCAGUCUUCCUUACAUGAACAUUGACCGCUUGGCGGGUUUAAGAAUUAAUACGGGGAACUACUGACAACAAGUAGGUACUUCGAGAUUUCCUUUAAAAGUCAGCCAUGGAAGAACCACUGUCUCCUCGAGAGUCUGGUCGGUUCUUGUCUGAGCGGAGUCGAGAUGUGUUUGUGGAUGAAGAGGGAGCUAAAUCUGUGGCACAGAUGAUCUACGAGCUCAGAGAGAGCAAAGAUUUCACAGCCAGUGGCUGGAAGAAGAACAAUCCACUGGCCCCUCCACCAGACUCAGAUGAGGCUGUCAACUGGGUGUUUGUGACAGACACAAUGAACUUUUCCUUUUGGCCUGACAAAGAGAAAGAACAAUGUGAGGUGAAGUGCAGGGGAAACACCUAUAGAGGUUACAUGUCUCUCUGUGCCGCAGUCACUCGGGCUAUGGAUGAAGGAGUGCCCAUCACAAGUCCCUCUUACUUUUCUCAAAUCACUGAGGUCAAAUUAGCGCAUGUUCUGCGUUCAGACACCACUACACCCAUGCCAAUGCUGAAAGAGCGUCACCAGGUACUAACAGAGGCUGGACGAGUGCUCCUUGAGCGCGGUGGAUCCUUCCGGAAAUUCAUGAGUCACUGCGAAAAUGAUGCAGAGAAGAUGGUGAAGUAUAUUGUGCAAAAUAUACCCUCCUACAGAGAUGAAGCCAUCUAUGAGGGUAAGCGGAUCUCAUUAUAUAAGAGGGCUCAAAUUCUUGUGGCGGAUUUCUGGGGCAUCAUGGAGGCCCGAGGCGAGGGGAACAUCCCUAACCUUGACUGCCUGACCAUGUUUGCUGACUACAGGGUACCACAAGGUCUUGUCUAUCUUGGAGCUUUACGCUACUCUGAUGGCCUUAUGGAGGCAUUGAAAAAUGGUGAACUGUUGAACUCAGGGGAGAGGCGAGAGGUGGAGAUCAGGGGAUGCUCUAUCUGGUGUGUGGAGAGAAUCCAACACCAUCUGUGGAACCUUGUGGAACAAAGAGAUGGGAAGAAAUGUCACAUCAAUUCUGCUCUUAUCGACUUUUACUUGUGGGCAUAUGCUAAAAAACACCACAAAGAAAUGGCACACAUUCCAAUACAUCACACCAGAUGUAUUUACUAUUGAUAGCAUCACUUACUGUAUCAUGCUUUUACAAUUAGUUUUUGUAUCAUGCUGUUUAUAGCUCUGAAUAAAGUUACAAACACC